CAGGGGAGGUAAGCGCCGCCAUGGUCGCAGAAGGACCGUAGCUCCACCAUUCACUCGAGCUCCACCAAUAGGGUACUAGUCUCUAAACGCUCAAGGUGUAGCUCCAGGCGGCUACAUGUUUGCUUCUUCUCCUUCUUUUCAACUUCUUCAAUACUGAAUGCAGCCAUUCCUCCAACAUGUUCGCAGUCGUACAUGAUGACCAUAUUCCCGCAUCAAGUCUGCGAGGGGCCUCACUAACCCUACAAGAGUACAACGGCGAAGAACUGACUACAGCGAUUCCAGUCUACUUGCCACACAACUUCACAGCACAGGAGUUCAUUGCCCUCUUCCCACAACCUAGUUCCCCAUCUUCCAAACCAGCCUUUACAUUUCCGGCUCUUCACAACUGGUUCUCAAGAUUACUCAGUAACUUCAAGCUUCAAAAUGAUGCGCUACAUCCAUUCCAAAAGCGCCCAUACAAGCUUUUCGAGAUUGACGUCCAGGCCGUGGAUUGGUUUUGGAGAAAUCGACCAGGCCAAGAAGAUAAGCUGGGCUUCAUGAAAAUCCAAGCGAAGAUCGAGACAGAUCCGUAUGUGCAUGGUGAGGAAGAAAAGGCAAGAGCGGACUGGCUGCCUGGAGCAGUCUUCCUACGAGGUGGAAGCGUUGCUAUUCUUAUCAUCGUUCAGCCAGCAGACGCAAGAGGGGAAGACGAGAAGUACGUUAUACUCACAGUCCAGCCUCGAAUCGCGGCAGGAGCCCUGGCCUUUACUGAGAUUCCGGCGGGCAUGUUGGACGGCAACUCAUUCAAAGGCACCGCAGCAAGCGAGAUUGAGGAGGAAGCAAAGCUCAAGGUUACAGAGAGUGAUCUAAUCAACAUGUCGGAACUUGCACUUGAAGACGUCCCGGUAUCAGCAACCACAGCAACCACUUGGGGUGAGGUACAUGGAAACGAGACCGAGGCCGCCGAGGCCGCCAUGUACCCCAGUCCUGGCGCAUGUGAUGAGUUUAUCCCCCUCUUCCUCUGCCAAAAGCGCCUCACACGACGCCACAUGGAAUGGCUGAAAGGCAAAGCAACAGGGUUGAGAGAUGAGGGCGAGAACAUCACGCUCAAGUUGGUGCCCUUGCGCAGGGCCUGGAGAGAAGGUGCAAGGGAUGCGAAGACGCUUGCUGCGCUGGCACUGUACGAGAAUUUGAAGAGGGAAGGGAAAUUUUCGCCCUAUAUGCCUAGUGACGUUGAGGAGGAGCCCAUCGAGGUUCGUGAGCAGCCGCAGUUGUGAGCAUUGGGUUCUGGGAAUCGUGAAUAGGCUGUUAGAUUUGAAUGUUUGAUACCCCUCCAAUAUAUUCAUUUUCGAAG
Molecule: messenger RNA, 1333 nt
Organism: Cucurbitaria berberidis CBS 394.84
Lineage: Eukaryota; Fungi; Ascomycota; Dothideomycetes; Pleosporales; Cucurbitariaceae
Exons: 2
Coding region: 177-1256 (359 amino acids)
Biological process (GO): nucleoside phosphate metabolic process; ribose phosphate metabolic process
Molecular function (GO): ADP-ribose pyrophosphatase activity; ADP-glucose pyrophosphatase activity
Source: RefSeq, a predicted model, not a curated record